CAUGGGGACCUAUGCUGGUUCUAUCCCACCUGCCCCCAGACUCUAGGCACAGUGCCAUUCCUACCCCCCAGCACAUGGAGAGCAGAGGGAAGGCCUGCCCUAUUUCCUGUGACCCUUGCCAGCCCACUGCCCACCCAGCAGGUGGUGAAGGACCAGUCAACAGAUGGGCCAGUGGCCCCAGCCAAUCCUCCCUACCCUUCUCACAGCAGCAGAGGGCCAUUCCCUGCCUCACUUCAUCCCAGAGAGGUG
This is a messenger RNA of Rangifer tarandus platyrhynchus (Svalbard reindeer), 249 nucleotides long. The record is from the annotation of a GenBank genome assembly. NCBI's taxonomy places the organism in Eukaryota, Metazoa, Chordata, Mammalia, Artiodactyla, Cervidae.